AUGCUGGCUUGUCGAAGACGUGCGUGUACGCGUCAUAGUUCCCUGUGGCGUGUAGUCAAUGCAAUUGUGUAUUCUUCGACAAGACCUAGUAGUGCUUUGCACACGGCAACGGGCGGUGUGAAUUUGGUAUCAGGUCCAUGGCACUCAACGUUACACCACUCGGAUAGCUUCAUGCUGGCGCCAACGUCGACUAUAUUUGUCGCUCGGUUGUUCUCCCAUUCGAACCUCAUUACACCGCAACUGGAUGAAGAUGAAGGAGAAGAUGGAGAAGAGCUAGAGCAGGAUCUGAAACGUCGUCAUGAGCGAAAGUUACAGAGAGAGACGAGGUUCAUUCCUCUUGAACGUCUAGAAAAAGAGUACAUGACGCAGCUGAUAGAAGCGCUCAAGUCCGUGGCAGGAUCGAAUGCGUGGCGCAUUGCGCUAGACAUUUUUGACGAGAUCCAGCGCUCAAAUGGACGAGGCCUGACGAUGGAGGUGGCGUCAUUCCUCGUGGAGGUGUUAGGGUCGAGAAAACGCGUUCAGGACUGCAUGCGAGUCCUGGCUUACGUACGGGAGCAAGGUGUGCGUCCUCGCAUCCAGUCGUACUCAAGUGCAAUUGGCUGUUGCUACAGGGAGGAGGCGUUUGGUCACGCUCUGCGUGUGUUUGAAGUCAUGAGGAACGAUGGAUACGUUCCGCAGACUGUGACGUAUUCACAUGCACUGUCGUCGGCACUUAAGUCGAGUCAACAUGAAUUGGUGCUUGAAAUCUUUGACGAUAUGAUCAAAAACCGAUUGGACUUGAACAUUAUCAUUUACAAUAAUAUUCUAAACAGUUGUGCCCGUGCAUCGGAUGUUCAAAGUGCAUUGGGCGUUUUGCGUGCAAUUCGCCAACGUGGACUGGAGAUGACGCAAUCAACGUACCAUUCGCUUGCCAUUUGUGCUGGUAAGACAGGCAAGUGGGAGCUAGCGCUAGAUGCCAUGAAUAUGAUGCAGACAAGUGGUUUUACACCCACAGCGACAAUCUUCAACUCGGUAUUUUUGGCUUGUGCCAAGGGAAAGCAGUGGGAAACGGUGGUUGAAGUGUACGAAGCCAUGCCUGAGAGUUUUCGCGAGAAUUUACGAGGCGUGUACCUUGGUGCUGUGAUUAUGGGCCACGCCAAAGCUGAGAGAGAGGAACUGAGAAUGCGAGGGCUAGAGAUUUUUUACAAAUACAAGGCGUGCCAAUCCAAGGAUGAGCAGCCUAAUUUUUUCGCUUACAACGCGGCGCUACUUGCCCUGCUGGAAACCAACCAACUUGAGAAGAUGCAUCCCCUUGCCAACGAGAUGAAAAUGCAGGGGAUGGCAUGGGAUACGGUAACGUAUCAGUGUUUGAUCUUGUCUUAUAUUCGCGGUGGUGCCGUCGAGACUGCUUUGCAAAUGCUGCAGAAAAAUGCAAAGCACAUGGGCAAAACGACCAUGUGUUACCGUGAAGCCAUUAAAUUCUACGACGAAAAGCGGAAAAAUCCUCGCGAGGCGGUGCGACUGACCAUGCAAAUGAUGCAGAUGAAUAAACGUUUGAGCCGUCUCGAUUGGCACAAUGCGCUGCGACUUGCACUGGAGCUGCCUGAGCGGGCUCCGUACUGGAAUUUCCGCAAGUGGAUGAACAUUCGCGCCAAGAGUAUUUUGGACGAUAUGCCUCCGUACCUAAUGCUGCCCAAACACACGGAUCAGCUGCAAGAAGAUGAGCCAAACCAAGAGGAACCCCAAAGAAAGUAUCACGAGGAUAACUACUACUCGCGCAAACGGCAGCUGAAUCGCAGGAUGACUAACUUGAACGACGAAAAGUUCCUGUAA
Molecule: messenger RNA, 1812 nt
Organism: Peronospora belbahrii
Lineage: Eukaryota; Oomycota; Peronosporomycetes; Peronosporales; Peronosporaceae
Source: the annotation of a GenBank genome assembly